AUGUCCUUCCUCCCACUGUUCUCCGAACCCAGGAUUUUCGCCUACCUGUGGCUACUACUGAUCGUUCAGGUGAUCUCCCCGAAUGUCGUCGAAAUCUGGGAGGCCCUGAUCACGUUCCUCAUGUUCCCGCUCCUUGUGACGAUCUCGUGGAUGGCCAACAAGGGGAAGCUUGGCUUCCUGGCCCUCGAGAAGAAGUCGGAAGAGGAGACGGGCCUGUUGGCCGCACCUGCUUACAACGAGCCGACCAACAACAUGCGGAAGAGCCAGCAUCCUCGCAUCAACCAUGCCCCGACCACCGUGGGCGUCACCAACCGAAGAGCUUCUCAGCUGAGCAACCGAAGAAAUUCGCAGCUGAGCGCCGGCAGGGCACCCACGGAGGUAGAGGCGGCUCCCAAGGAAGCCAGGGAUGCCUCAUGCGGCGAGGAGGAUCAGAAAUCUCCGGCCGGGAGCAUGAAUGGCAAGGACAUUCUCGAUCCGAAGACAAAUGAAGCCUUCAUAGCGCCGAACGGUGUCAUCACCUUCAGAAGUGACAGCAUCGAGGUGAACACCUCCGAGACCGACUGCACCGGGCAAGACGGCUAUACGCUGUCGGUGGAAAUCCUCCGCUGCAACGGCUCGGAGGGCGAGGUCAGCUGCAAGCUGGAGACGGAGGGGCUUUCCGCCGUUCCAGGCAAGGACUUCGAGCCUAAAGUAGAAAAGGUCAUCUUCCAGCCUGGCAUCGACAAGGCGAAGGUCCAGGUGCAGAUCCUCCAGCAGCGCCUCUCGGAACCGGAUGAUGUCCUGCAGCUGGUGCUCUCCGAGGCAGAGGGUGGAGCCAUCUUCAAUCCCCACGAUGAUGGCGGCCGCGAGAUGUCUCUGUUGACCAUCACCAUCAAGAACUCCUCAGAGCCGCCUUUGGGGGAGAGGAUCAUCGACCCUGACAACUUCGCCCGAGGCUUGGAGGAGUGGAAGGAGCAGAUCCUGAGCUCUUGGAGGCUGGAGGAGCCCGAGGCGGAGGACGGCGAGGAGCCAGCUAGAUUGGGCCCCAGCGACUACGUGUUCUUCGUUUUAGGCCUCCCUUUCAAACUCUUCUUUGGCGUGAUGUGCCCGCCUGCGUGUUGGGCUGGCGGGUUUCUGCUCUUCGUAGUGGCGCUGGCCUGGGUGGCAGUCGUGACGGCGCUGAUCAGCGACCUGGCGUCACUGUUCGGUUGCUGUGCAGGCCUCCCGGAUGCCACGACAGCGAUCACCAUUGUGGCCAUGGGCACAUCGCUGCCUGAUACCUUCGCCUCCAUGGCAUCGGCAUCAAAGGAUGACACGGCCGACUCCUCCAUCGUCAAUGUGACCGGGAGCAACUCUGUCAACGUUUACCUGGGCAUCGGAAUUCCCUGGCUAGCUGCAGCAAUCUACUGGACGAAUGGCCCGUUGGAUGCCUGGAGGGCCCGCUACCGGGACAUCCCAGAAACUUUGGCGAAGUACCCGAGCGGCGCCUUCGUCGUCAAGGCCGGGGCGCUUGGCUUCAGCGUCCUCCUCUUCAACUGCGUGGGCAUCAUCUGCCUGGUGAUCCUUCGCGUCCGGCGCCUGGCGCUGGGCGGCGAGCUGGGGGGCCCCAAGAGACCAGCCUGGGCCUGUUCCAUCACACUCGUGGUCCUGUGGUCGAUCUACAUCGCCUCAUCCAUCUGGAGGAACGCGUCAACGGAUGCGGAGGUCAUGAUCUAUCCACUUGCCGUGUUGGCCGUGCUGGCCGUUAUUGGUGGUCUGGCCUUUGAGUUGUCCGGCAAAGGCAGGUACGACCCGUCAGCAGAGGAGGCAAGGAAGUCCCAGCAGGAGCCCGCCAAAGACUUCGAUUCCCAUAUGGUCGUCAACGUCGAGGACACCGGGAAGAAUGUGGACGAGGGGCUGGAGCCGAAGAAGAUCGGCGCGUCAGAAGACAUGAUCGUAUCCAACUUGCAAGAGGCGCCCAUGGGCGAGACAGCCGCGAUUGGGGCCGGGGAGGACGCGAUGGAGCCAGCGCCGGAACCGGUCGGCACGCCGCCUUCUCCCGAGGCACCUCCUGACCUGCCCGCGGCCAAGGAGGAGGCACCUCCUGACGUGCCUGCGGCCCAGGAGGAGGAACCUCCAAAGGCGGAGGAGGGCGAGAAGAAGAAGACGAAGGGGCCCAAGAAGUCCACCACCGACGCCGCAAGCAAGAAGGCUGCCGCCAAGAAGAAGUCAGAGGUCGUGAAGGAGCCGAAGAAGUCGAAAGUCGAGUCGCCGGAGCCGUCGAAAGAGGCACCCGCCGCGCUGCCAGCGGAGCCGCCGGCAGUGCCACCUGACCUGCCUGAGCCGCCUGCAGCGGUCUAA
Messenger RNA from Symbiodinium natans, 2319 nucleotides. The record is from the annotation of a GenBank genome assembly. NCBI's taxonomy places the organism in Eukaryota, Dinophyceae, Suessiales, Symbiodiniaceae.